CGAGUUAGAAUAGUAAAAGAUCCGUUAGGGUUGUCUUGUUUAAUGGCAGUCAUAAUUUAUUGGGUCUACAAUGUAACUUUAGUUUCUUCAGUGAUUCUUCUACCAAAUUAUCAACAUGGCCAGUUACCUUUGAUUGCAUUGUUAAUUUAUUGGUCACUGGCACUAUUAUGUCUGGCAAGUCUUUUACGAGCAUGCACAAUGAACCCAGGUGCUUUGAAUGUCGAAGACACUCCACAAGACGAUUGGAUGUUGUGUUUGAAGUGCAAUCAAGCAAGGCCACCUCGAAGUCAUCAUUGCAGGAGAUGUGGUCAGUGUGUCAGGAAGAUGGACCAUCAUUGUCCAUGGAUAAACAAUUGCGUCGGUGAAGAUAAUCAGUUUGCAUUCAUGUUGCUGGUCAUGUAUGCCGCCUUGCUCUCCGUGUACACCUUCGUCUUGGACAUC
This is a messenger RNA of Helobdella robusta, 441 nucleotides long. RefSeq lists its product as hypothetical. Gene Ontology annotation, biological process: protein targeting to membrane; peptidyl-L-cysteine S-palmitoylation. Gene Ontology annotation, cellular component: endoplasmic reticulum; Golgi apparatus. The transcript is spliced from 4 exons. The annotation marks the transcript as partial. The record is from RefSeq and is a predicted model, not a curated record. Gene Ontology annotation, molecular function: protein-cysteine S-palmitoyltransferase activity. Lineage: Eukaryota; Metazoa; Annelida; Clitellata; Rhynchobdellida; Glossiphoniidae.